AUAAGACGUGUUUUCACUAAACAUUAUUGAAAUGCACCUUAUAUAACGAGCAGUGACAGGCUUCAUUAUUAGAAAUGAUGAGGGAUUUAUAAUGGGGUCGGGAUUUCAAAGACAUAAUCUGGUUCAUUCGGUGGUAAUUGCUGAAGCGCUUGCUGUCCUUCAUGAGCUCCAAUUUGCCCUGGAUAUGGGUUUUUCAAAGGUUAUUCUUGAGAGUGAUUCGAGACUAGUGGUAAAUAAUAUUCAAAAAUCAAGUGAGGAUUACUCAGAGUCUAGACCAUUUACCUGGGACGCGAAGAACCUGGCAAGGAAGUUCCAAUGUUGUCGAUUCCAGUUCAUUACGAGAGAGGAGAAUGGAGCAGCGCAUGCAUUGGCCGUUGAGGGUAUGCGAGCAGAAGGGAUUCAUUCUGGGUGGAAGAUGCGCCUUUGAAAGCUUUGAAAGUGGCCAAUUCUGAUCGUCGGAGUGGGCGACCUCCAUAACCCAUUUUCUAUUUCAGCGAUGGAGUUGAGAAAUACUGAUAUAGGAUGGCCAUUCUCAACUGCUUUCUUUGCCGGUUGUUGUCGAAUUUGGAAGAUUUUUACCGUUUAUUUUAUUGGGGUUUUGUUGAUUCACACAGCGCCUGAAGAUUUGUUGGAUGGAGAAGACGGUGUUUUGUUGAUUUUUUUUAAUUAUUUUAUUGUUUGCUGUUUUGUUUUUUCCUAAUUUGUUUUUGUUUUGUUUUUCUUUGGUUUGUUAGUUGCUGGUGGACUUCUCCUGUUUUCUGUUCAGGCUCAAUUGCUAUCAACGGAUUUCUUUUCAAAAAAAAAAAACCCAAAUAUUUGUGAUCUCCUUGGGCUCUUUUUUUCCCCAGACCCGUCCAAAAAUAUCCUCUCCAAACAGUCCCUUCUCUAUAAGUAUACCUCCCUUUCUCAUUUACUCCCAUAACACAUCCCUUAUUGUUUUUCCAACUUUUCUUCUUCAUUUCUUUCUUUAUUGUUUUGGUUUGCUGCUGUUUCUUUACAGGUGGUCAGGGUUCUUAUUAUUCAUUGCAUACGAUGCUUGGUUCUGGCGGUGGAAGUGGUAGCUGUUCCAAGGACAUGGCGGUGGAGUUAGGAGAUGAACCCCAUGUUUUAGUUGUGGAUGAUAGCCUCAUUGAUAGGAAACUGGUUGAGAGACUGCUCAAGAACUCCUCUUGCAAAGUGACUACAGCAGAGAAUGCACUGAGGGCUGUGGAAUAUUUGAGACUGGGAAAUGAUACAUUGGAAGGCACUGUUUCUGAGGUCAAUAUGAUAAUAACAGAUUACUGCAUGCCUGGAAUGACCGGCUAUGAACUGCUCAAGAAAAUCAAGGAAUCAUCCGUUCUCAAGGAAGUCCCUGUUAUAAUCAUGUCAUCCGAAAACAUACCCACUCGUAUCAGUCAAUGCUUGGAGGAAGGUGCAAAGAUGUUCAUGCUGAAGCCACUGAAGCGGUCUGAUGUGAAGCAACUCAAAUGGCACUUGAUGAAAUGCAGGAACUGAAGUUAGAGGCAAGAAAACAACUAGGAUUCAAGAACAAGAUUUGUAAUGAGAAAAAGAAAAGAAGAAAAACUUUAUAAACCCACAUUUUUGUUUUUCUUAGUAGGGUGUAGUGAAAAAAUGGGGUGUCUAUAUUGUUUCCAUUCCUCAAUUUUUGUUCGACUUGACAUUUCUGUUUUAAGGCAGAUAUUGGCAUUAUACAAAUAUGAUGAUUCUAUGUAA
This is a messenger RNA of Gossypium raimondii (Peruvian cotton), 1713 nucleotides long. Its product is annotated as two-component response regulator ARR17. The transcript has 5 exons. Gene Ontology annotation, biological process: phosphorelay signal transduction system; cytokinin-activated signaling pathway. The record is from RefSeq and is a predicted model, not a curated record. NCBI's taxonomy places the organism in Eukaryota, Viridiplantae, Streptophyta, Magnoliopsida, Malvales, Malvaceae. The coding region runs from base 1033 to 1494 and encodes 153 amino acids.